This is a messenger RNA of Sceloporus undulatus (fence lizard), 9961 nucleotides long. It is a transcript of the gene LCOR, whose product is annotated as ligand dependent nuclear receptor corepressor. Bases 11 to 1537 code for a protein of 508 amino acids. The record is from RefSeq and is a predicted model, not a curated record. Gene Ontology annotation, molecular function: DNA binding. The transcript is spliced from 5 exons. Lineage: Eukaryota; Metazoa; Chordata; Lepidosauria; Squamata; Phrynosomatidae.
UUGGUCUUUGAUGAAAAUUGUCUUUUCUGCUGUUGAAAGAGAAAAAGUGAAGGAACACUUAGUCAGUCUGGAUGAGCCAGCUUUGGAAAUUGGGCACCAAGCUCUGCUUAGACAAGAGCAAGCAAAGAUCAUUCGGUUUGAGAGGCAAGCAGAAGAAUUCCUCCAUGCAGUCUUUUAUCGAAAAGACAGUCCUCGGGUCUCCGACCCUGACAUUCCCCUAGUGGCCCGCGAGAUCAUGCAGCGGAUGAUCCGGCAAUUUGCUGCAGAAUAUACCUCAAAAACUAGUUCUACUCAGGAUUCCAGCUCGCCCAAUAGCACAAAGAACCAAAGCCUGCUGAAAGCAUCUCCGGUUGCCUCAUCCCCUGCGGGUGCGACGGCUCAGAACCCUGUGCUCAGCAAACUUCUCAUGGCUGACCAGGACUCGCCCUUGGACCUCACUGUCAGAAAAUCUCAGUUGGAUCCUAGCGAACAAGACGGAGUACUUGAUCUGUCCACUAAGAAAAGCCCUUGUGCAGGCAGCACAUCCUUGAGCCUUUCACCUGGCUGCUCCACUGCUCCUGGGAAUGGGCGACCUGGGAGACCCAGCCAGCACCAUGCAGAGGGACUUCGGAGUGGUGAUGGGGUGCCCCCGAGAAGCUGGCAGGAUGGAACAAGGGAAGGGUCUGGCCACUCCACAUCUCUCAAAGUUCCAUUGGCUCGAUCGCUGCAGAUAAGCGAAGAACUGCUGAGCAGAAACCAGCACACUACACCUGCCAGCUAUGGGCCGUCUGGGUUGCAGAAUCACGGACAGCACAUGAUACUAUCCAGGGAGGCUUCUUGGGCAAAACCACACUACGAAUUCAACUUGACAAGAAUGAAAUUCAGGGGAAAUGGUGCACUCAGCAACAUCAGUGACCUUCCUUUUCUUACAGAAAACUCGGCCUUUCAAAAAAUGGCACUUCAAACUAAACAGGAUGGGAAAAAGGACAUGAGCCAUUCUACUCCUGUGGAUUUAAAGAUACCACAAGUUCGAGGCAUGGACCUUUCAUGGGAGUCCCGUUCUGGCGACCAGUAUAGCUAUAGCUCUUUGGUGAUGGGUUCACAAACGGAGAGCGCGCUUAGUAAAAAGUUAAGGGCUAUCCUUCCGAAACAAAACAGGAGGAGCUUGCUGGAUCCCGGACCGGAUUCCUGGGGCUCAGAUGCUGAGCAAUCUACCUCUGGACAGCCAUAUCCCACCUCUGAUCAGGAGGGAGAUCCUGGCUCUAAGCAACCUCGGAAGAAAAGAGGCAGAUACAGACAGUACAACAGUGAGAUAUUGGAGGAAGCAAUUUCUGUGGUGAUGAGUGGGAAAAUGAGCGUCUCCAAAGCUCAGAGUAUUUAUGGGAUUCCCCAUAGCACCCUGGAGUAUAAAGUGAAAGAGAGGCUGGGCACUUUGAAAAACCCUCCAAAGAAAAAAAUGAAAUUAAUGCGGUCGGAGGGACAGGAUGUCUCUGUAAAGCUUGAGAUAGAUCCCCAGGGAGAGGCAGCACAGAGUGCGAAUGAGUCAAAGGAUGAUUAGGGAUGUUGUUAGAGUGCCAAUUACAUAAUAAACUGGGUGAGCACUAUGGCAUUGUCAACUCCCACUUAUGUACCCAGUUCCUUUUCAGUUACUGGGUACAGGACAUGCUCCUUUGCAAUUCAGCAUACUUAUACGGACAGAGGGGAAAGGGUGCUCUGAAUGUUGCAUAUUUGUAAAUUUUAUGGCCCGAUAUGGCUUAGAGCCCUUUUUGUGUUCUGUUUUUGUUUUUGUUGUUUGGCCUUUUGCAUGUUUCUCUAAUAUUUUAUAGAGAAUUGAGUUACCUCACAAAGAAUGCAGACAUGGAAGUGGACUGCUUGCCUCUUGAGCCUGCAUGGACUUUCAGUUCUUUUAUUGGAUUUCUUUUUUUAAAAUAUGGCCUUUUAAAAAUCACUUUCUUGAACUCUUUACACAUCAAGUCUUUAGUUGAAGUCAAAAACAGGAUCAUUGCUUUAUAAUUAGAUUUUCAGAAUAUUUUCUUCUUGGAUCCAGCUGGUUCAAAAGAAAAUUUAAACUUUUUAAGAGUGGCUGGUUUUUUGGAUUCAGAGAUUGGUGGUUGGAUUCCUUGUCGGUUGGGUCUAAUUUGGAGCCAUUUUGUUUUAAAUUUAAACUCCUUUUACCAUUUGCAAUCUGCUUAGUGCUCACCCGGCGGGGUGGGUGGGAAAGGGAUAGGGGAACUUUAUAUACACUACCUUCAGAAUGCUUUGGUUAAUUCCUUUGGAACACUACCUUCACUGUAAUUUUGUUUGUUCUUUUAUAAAGGUGAGAGUCGGACUCACCUGAUCGAGGAUGUAGCCUUAUCUCCACAAACUCCUUGUAUUCAGGAGCAUCAGGGUACACUGAGUGAUAUACUAGGGUAUUCCUCUCUUUAACAGAAUAUGGCUUUUGUGGCCUACAUGCUUUUAACCGAUGGACUUCUGAAUUUGCUGAACUGUGUGUUUCCAACAAACUAGUUUAAGCAAAAAAUAAACAACCUCUUCUGAAGGUCAGGAAUACAUAUAACCUUGAUUUUAAAAUACCCACUAAUCUCUAAACACUACAACCUCAGUACUCUGCCUAAAUAGUCAUGUAAAUGAAGGAUCUAUGUUAAUGUUCAGGGAAGCAAUUUUUACAAAUCUUAAUAAAACCCAUGAUCAGAUCAUUCUGGUCUGGCUUAGGCUGGGCAUUACACUGUCAGGGUUGAACACCCAGUGGGUGUUUCCUUUUUAAAUACUAAAGUUGCCAGUAGCAGGAAAUCUUCUUGCAUAUUCUGAUUUAUUUUUCAUUUAUCCACUGUUGAUUGAAUAGUGGACUAGCACACAUUCAUGUAGGCAGAUCACCACUAGCACUCCUAAAUUGUUUUUAGUUACAGAGGCAUCAUUCUUCUAUUUCAAGCUUUAAAUAAAGCUCUCUGGAUUUGCAGCUUCACUGAAUCAGACUUGCUGGUUCUUCAGGUAGACAGACAAUUUAAUCUUAGCUGUGCAAAAGACUGAUAGGACUCCACUCUUCUGCUUUGCACAACCAAAUGAGGCAAUGGAAUUUGUAUGUGAGACAACAUUAAGCACUGUUCUUAUUUAGAUAUCUUACGUUAAUGACUGAACAUGGAUGCUAGGAUUCAUAGGAAGAAGGCCUGGAUAGCCCCAGGGCUGCUGCUUAAAUUUGGGGUCAAAUUAUUAAGUUGGCCUUCUUGACUGAUUGGUUGAAAUACAAUAGAUUGCUGGGAAGCAAAGGUUAGGCACACCAUUGCUGUCAUGUUAAAUAUGCACUUCUCAUUCUUGAGAAUGACUGGGCUUUUAGCCCUUAUAUACUUUGUACUACUGUUCUUAGAUAUUUUUUGUUUUGGUAGCUUAAUAUAUUUCCAUACUCAAAAAGCAGAGUUCCCUUAGCUAUCUAGUUGUCAUCUCAGUUCAGAAACCUGUUUGAAGUUCCAUAGCUAUAUAGAAACUCUGCAAUAUAAUCCAGUUUCACUGGAAAUUGCAAUAAAAAUGCACUCUUUUAAAUGUGUGGUUUCAUCUGCUAUUGAAAGUGUGGAAGAAGGUUUGCUGCAAGCUAGAAGUGUAACACUUGCAUUGAAUUUUACUUUCAGAGGUUUAACCUUUUGUGGCUAUUUUUAUUUAAGUGGUGUAUGAGUUGCGUUCUAUAAAAACCUUGUCAUAGUAUAUGUGGUGUGCUCAUUUUACUUAUCUAAAUAUUUUCUGUGUUUAUCAUUAAGUGGAUGACAAUCGUGCAGCAAAAAAAUGGUGUGCCUACCCUUUAAUGCUGCAGUUUGAAAAGAGAACUAAUUGUAUGUCAUUUCAAACCGUAGGUUGAGAACUGUAAAUAGGUAGUGAUAGUUGCAUACUCUUACUGCUUUGGUUAGAAAAUGAAUUAAACAACCAAACACUUAAUUUUCUCAGAUUAAAGUCCUGGGACCUGACGAUUGUAAGAUUCCUGUCUGCAGAGCUUUGUAAUAUAACACGUAGUAUCUGUGAUCUCUUCCUAUUCAGGUAAAAAAAAAUAUCCCACAAGCUUUGGAACAACCAUAUUUCCUCAAUCUCUGCUUAAAAAAAGGAUAAAGUAGGUUAUUUUUAAAGCACUAAUUGCAUUACUUUGGUAACUGCAAUAUAAAAUAGCCAUUAUUGUUUUGUGAAGCAUGGUUAAAAUUAGCUAGUUGUCCCUUUUUAAAAUUUCAAAAGCCUCUCAAAAAUAAACAAAAAAGCUGCUGAAUAUUCAAAAGAUAUAAAUAUAUCUAUAUUUUAUUGUAGGUUUUGUAAACUUAGUCUGUAAUAUUCAGGUGCACCUUUUUAAUGUUAAAUUUUUCUUUUAAAAUUUCAUCUCACCUGUUUUUCCCCCCAAGGUGGCUCAUUUUGUGGCUGUAUCUCACUCUAGAUUCCUAAAUGAACCACUGAAGACAGACUGCUGUGACAGGCACCGUUGGUGUAGCUUUGAGUAGUAUUUGGGAGCAUUUUACCUGUAGAAGAAAUGGAAUCAGUGUUUAUCCAUUAGCAUGUUUAAUUUUCUGCUAACCAGAAGUUUGCAUGGCCAAAAUCCCCAACUGACCAUAGUUUGAUGUGGGAAGAUGUGGUUUGCUGCUGUCUUUGUAAGAGAAGCCUUGUUUUCUCCUGUUUCCAGUAAAUGGAUGCUCGUGUAAACUUGUGCAAGAGAUAGGCUUUAGGCCUUGUUUUCCCUACUGUUUUUGAGGGCAUUUUAUAGGAAGAUAGCCAAGUGCAGUGCUUCAGAGAUGAUGUCAUGCAUAGGAAGAACAUCUGGGCAUUUUGAUCAGUUCUAUCAUAUGUGGAACCAGAGUUUGAUAGAAUUAUGGUAUAUCUGUGGUGGUGUUUGCAUCUGAAUGACAGAAAGAAAUUAUUAAAAUAUGCGUGGCAGCCUUGGCUUCUACAGACCAGGUAUCAUGAAGGAUAUAUUCUCCCUAUGCUCCCAGUCAAAAAGACUAAUGUGAAGAGUGUAUGUGUGUAAUGUUUAAAAUCAAAUUCACUAUCGUACUGGAAUAUAGAUGUUGCUUGGUGACCUUUUGCUGCAGCAGGUUAUACAGAUGAGUAAGGCUUAGUGUCGUAGGGGUACAAGUGUGGAGUUAAUUAUUGUACAGUUCUGUGGAGCGAGCCCAGUGUGUAGAAGAUGUAUCAGUUUUUUACUUGGGUCUGUAAAAUAUAAAAGUUCUUUCCUGAAAAUUCUGGAGAUCUGAUGAACUAUUACCUCUGUCAGCCAUUCUAGAACCUCAAUUCCAGUGCCCCGAGCCUUUUCCUUUUCACUACAGCUGUCAAAAAUAGAAGUUGUAGGGUUUGGGCUCUUGGCCUUAAUUUGUAAUAAAAGCCCCCACGUUCAUCAUAAGGAUUGAAAUACAGUUUCCCCAGGAGCCCUUAAGAUCCUAUACAUGUAUCAGCCCAGUGCACAAAGAAGAUUUCCUUUUCAUCUGGCUGGUCCCAGGACUGCUCUAUACUUCCUGCUGCUGUGCCUCCAAAAGAGGCUUAGUCUGAAUAAUAAAAAAAAAUUCUAAUGCAAAUUUGGAAUUAUUUUAAAUAAUUAAGAAUGUGUCAUAUUUUUAAACAUGAUAGUAGCACAGAUUUGCUUUGUUUCCUUUGGCAUAUCCCAAAGCUUCUUGACAAAUAUGAGGCAGUUUAACGGAGGCACAAGUGGUUGCUCAGAAAGUGUCAGGAGUCGUUAAUGCUGUUUUAAUAUGUUUCUUUCCUAUGGAAAAAGCAUAUACAUAUUGGCUGUUAUGCUGAUCCUAUUGACAUCAAGUGGCAUGAUCUGCUGUUUCUCAGUGAGCUACUUAACAGUCCAGAUGGAGAGGGAAUAUUCUUCAUUUUGUAACACUUUUGGCAAUAGGGAAAAGCAGACCCCACCCCCUUGACGUAUAAUGGAUUAGACAUAAAAUUCUGCUAAAAGUAUCUGAGUGUUUUAGAGGCAAAUAAGGCAUAGCACAGGAGUGAAUGGGGGACGCAUACUUAGCAAUCUCCUUUCUUAUCCAUGAACAUUUUGCUAAAGUUCUAAAAUGAAAAUUGAAAAAUUUAGCCUCUUCAUUCUAAAGAGGGGAUGUUCAGCUGCUAGAGUAGUCUGGACCUAGGCAGCCUUCAAAAGAAAAGUUUCUUAAUAACAGGGGUAUUUCUAUAUUUUCAGGCAAGCAAAGGAGAUUUUAUAUAGGUUUUUCCCUAGGCUGCCCUUUCUCUGAUGUGCAUCAAGUAUCUUUUCUUCCCUUGCAAUUUCAGAAAUGAAAUAGUAUUUUUAAAAAAAUACUUUAAUUUGCCUGAUGCCUGCAAAUUACACUUCCUACAGUCAGUUGACUGUCCCAACUGUUCUCAAACAGAUUCAAAAACAGAAGCCUGUCCAUACAUAUUUACAUGAUGGAAAUAAUUAUUUACCUAUAAUCUUCACACUUUGUUUUAGUUUGCAGUAAAGUUAUUAAUUUAAAUCUGUUUUAGUUCUGCUGGGCUACUUUGCAGUUUUGUCUGCUUAAUGGAACAAAACAGUUGAGUUAUGAUAGGUGAACAAUAUGAUAUAUUAGUUUGUAAUGGUAUGUACCAGCAUUACCAGAUUAGAUGGUGGAAUUUAUACAGACUAUAAACAAAAACUGCCCCAGAGGUGGAAAUCUUAGUGUAAUAGAGACUUAUUUUCUAUUCAUGCCUCGCAUCAGCAACUUGAUUCUUCAUAUUAGGACCAAAAGACGUAAAAAUAGAGACUGCAGUGAGAAAUAUUAAAGUUCUUGGUAUAUUGUUUGGAUGGACAACUAACAGAGAGAUAGUACCAGGAUGUAUUGGAGGAAAGGAAUUGGGAUUCAGUUAAAUCUGAUCUUCUGGGGUUGGAAGAAUGGAGAUGGGGGCAUGUGGCCUCUGACUCUUUACCUAGCUGUACAGCUCUAUGGUGUAUUACUUUGUUCAUCUCCUUAGUAAAUAUUUUACAGAAUACCUAGUCCUGAGUUGAAGUUUAGUAAAAUUAGUAAGCUUCCUGCAGACAUCUAAAAUUAUGCAAAUACAGAUUAAUUUAUUAUAAUUUAUUAGUAUUAAAACUUAUCGCUCUUUGAUACCAGAAAAGGAAAAGUUAUUAGCCAUUAUAGCAAAUUUUCUUGUGAGAGAUCUAAAUUUGAUUUGGUUCUGUACCAGUAACAUAUUCUAGCAUGAAAAUAUACCGAUAUUCAGGUAGUAUUCUAAAAACAUCUCAAGAACUUCUUAGUCUGAUCACGACAUCUGUUUUUAUUAAUUCAUUUUUCAAACCCCCGGAAAACCAAAUUUUGUCCCCUCUAUUAGCUUAUAAAAAUCUGAUUUAAGUAUCUCCUCUUCCACUCUUAACAUUUUUGACAUGCCAUGUCAGCCUCUAAUGUACCUUACAUUUGGUGCUACACUCAUCUGACUCUUACAGACUUGAUAGAAAAAUGUAUAAUAAUCUUCACUGUCCAUUAAAGUGCUUGUCUGACCUGAUUUUUAACUAAAAAGAAGCAAACAGAAAAGGGACUUUCAGCACUUUUACUGUUUCAAUUCUAAUUACAAUUUAUCUGGUCUUCAUAUCUGGGUACUGUAAAAGUUUUAGUCCACAAAUGAUUGAUUGUUUCAGGUCAGAUAAUUUCUGUUGAUGGUAAACUUUCAGUUUAUCUUAUAGCAUAAUUAAGUCAGUUUUAUAAUGUUCAGGCAGCUUCUGGGAGUACACACUUGAUAUUUUAAGUAAACAUUUCAGUAAACAUUUCAGGGCUUUAAGAAUUGGGAUCUCAAUGGGGGAAGGCUAGGUGAAGUUUCCCAGAUGAAGAAUAGUUUUAGACCAUUGUGUAGUGCUCAGUUUGAAAGUAUAUCACUAGGGAAAUGGGUAGGGAUUUUCUCUCUCCCUUUUGUCUUCAGGGAAUGAGCAGUAUUUAGAAUCUUUGGCUGAAAUUCAAGCCUUUUUACCAUGUAAAUUUUAAUAUAAAUUCACUGACAUGCUUUUUACAUCAGAGGACUGAAAAUGGAUCUUAAUGUUUAAGUUGUUGAAUGGUAUAUUUCUUAAAUGAAGGGGGAAAUUAAAAAAAACUAACUAGAUUAGCAUACCAGCAUUAGUGAUCUUAAGGGAUUUUAGUAUGUAAUAGGAAAGUCUUUGAUUAAAAAACUAAUCUUGAAUUGCUAGUCUGUAAUGAGGUGCAUACUAUGUAAACAAGUGAAGCUUCUUUACUUGUUGAGAGAGGGUACAUGGCGGCUGUCAUAUGCCCUAGCAUCAGAAGAACAUUACAGACUGCAACCUCUCUUAAGUCCCAUUUGGUGGUGAUAUCCAUGGGAUUUUUGCUUACAGCAGCUUACUGCUGCUUAAACAUGUAUAAAUAUGUUUGAGUGUUUGCUCAUAACUCUUUCUAACCUCCACUUGUUAAAUUGUCAAAUGUUGGUAUUUUAUCAGUCCGCAGUGUAAGUUAUAAACUAAUGUGCUUAGGAUUCCAGCUUGUACACACACUGUUUGAAAACCCUCAGGGACAGUUUACACACUACCCUCACUCAAUUCAGGUACUUGUACACUAUUCUUAAACCUAGCAGUGACUUGUAUUUUAUUUUUGUUUUUCUUUUGAUGUGCUAAUAGCACAUCCUUGAUGAAUGUCAAUUUAACUCAGUUCAGGUAUCCAGGUAUAACUCAGCCAAACGGAUUUUAAAGCUGCAUAUUACUCUCCAGCACGCAGUGCCUCAGACACGUAGUGGCAUUCUAUAUAUUCAGUUAUUACUACUGAGCAAGAUCGCAUGGGGGUUCCUGAUAAUUAUGUAUUGUAAGAAAUUUCUAUAUAUAGUAUGUGUAUUAUGUUAUAUACAUAUAUAUUAUAUAUGUAAUCUUAAAAGUAUAUAUUUAAAAAUGCCACUACCAAGCCAGCACAGCUAUUAUCAGAUACAUUCCUGGCUGUCUCUGUAAGUGAAGCAGGGACAGCUUCUCAGUAUGGCUGUGGUUUCUCCUUCAUCCCAGGUACUUCUAAACUUGAGCACUGGCCCUUGGGUGUCUGACCUCUACAUUCUAGUUAUGCAAUGUCUCUAGGAAUUCUGUGCACUGGCCACUGUGAUGGAAGCCAAUGGGCCAGGUGGGCUUGAGUUUAUUAGUAACCCUUCUGCCAAAGUUAGUGUUUUAUGGCAAGAGUGUAAACUUUUCAAAUAAUCAGCAGCAGCACAUAUAUUAUGGGAGCAAAUGAGCACUCCUGUAUUAUGACCCUUUUUAGGUGUCUCGCCUCUUGUGCCAUGCACUAAUUUAUGAAUGUGUUGGCAUUUUACACCUGUACUCGUGGGUCUGCUUGUUGAACACUAAAGAGUAUGUGUGCAACACAUCAAAAUAAAGCCUGCUGCUCGCGCUGGCAUUAAUUUCACUGUAAUUUUGGAUCAGCCAUGACUGCUUUAUUAUUUGAUGCUUUACACCUUAGAAAGUUCUAUUUAUGUAAAGUAUGGAAAAUGGCAUUUUUUCACAGACCUCUAAAAAUACAAGUGUCAUGGGAAAAUAAACCAGGAACCCCCUUUUUAAUCUAUGGACCUCAUUUCAAUAUACUGUUUACAGUUUGACGGAAUUGUAUAAUUUAAUAUUUCUCUUGUACUGUAGUUUGUAUUUAUUUACAGAUUUUUUUUGUACUGUGUGAUUUGAACUUUUUUGUUCCUUGCUAUGAUCAACAUUUUAUGUAGUAGAGCACUUAUGAUCACAAAUUAAGGUUUUUGGUUUGAUUGCACUACAUUUAAUUUUUAAUGCAGUUCUGAUUUUUUGACUGGACUUAAUAAGCUGUGUCUUAAUGUAUGUGAUAAGUACUUAUGAAUUUUUAAUUCACGUGGUCCACUCUUUUUUCUUUUCUUUUUGCAUUGUAUGUCAAAAGCGCCGAUUCUCUCGUUGUGCAUGUGUAAGGGUUUAACAGCCCUGUUGUAUUGUUUGGCCAUGUCAUUUUGGAAACACAUUCCCAACUGUAACGUGUAUGGUAGUUUUCACUGGAUGCUAGACUUUUCAGAACCACUAUUCUUCUAAUAAAUUUUGUUGUGAAAACUUGAA